AUGGAUGUCGAGGACGUGGAGUUCCUGAAUAUCCUGAAAGGAAAACGUAUCAAACUUUCCCUGAAGACUUCUUCGUACUUUGGGGUCGUCCAUCGCAUCAAUCCAAACAAAACCUUGGUUUUGGCAGAUGUUACUGAUAGAAAUGGGUCAAAAAUACCUGGAACCAAACUGUUCUGUGGCCACGAGAUUGUUAAUGUUGAAUUUGUCAAGGAAUCAAACGAUGACAAUGAUGGAAACAUUAAUGUGGACGGAUUGGGAGAGCAACUGAAAGUUGAAAAGUUUCAGCCAUACAGGAAAACCAUCACACUGGAUGAUGAUGACAAUGAGGAGUAUAUCAACUUUGUAGUCAUUGAUGAGUUCCAUGAGAAGUUUGGACCAGCUGUGAUGCACAUCAAAAAGCAGCAAGUGAUUGGAGUCGGAGCUGAAGGUGUUGAAACGUUCAAGAGUGGACGACUGUGUUGGCUGCAGAUUGCUACAAAACAGAAGGUGUAUUUAUUUGAUGUCCUGCAACUUGGAACACGGGCAUUUAAGAAUGGUCUCUCCAUGAUCCUGGAAAGUAAGCACAUAUUAAAGGUCAUUCAUGAUUGCAGAGCCAUCGCUGGAAGUCUGAUUUCUCAGUUCGGAGUAAAGAUGACCAAUGUCUUUGACACUCAGGUACAUGUUGCAGAUGUCAUGUGCUUCUACUCAGAGACAGGUGGUUUCCUUCCUGAUAAGGUUUGCACUCUCCAGGAGGUGGUAAGUCUCCACCUGAAGGUGCCCUCCUCCAAGCUCACAUCUCUCCAGAUGAAGUCACAGAUCACUGAGAAAGAGAGGGAGAUAUGGUUCAAUCGUCCUUGCCCUGUAGCCCUGCUGAAGGUGCUGGUUUUGUCAGUGAUCCACCUGCAGCCUCUCAGACUGGUGCUGCUGGACUCUCUCAUGAUGGACUACAUGGCUGUGGUGGAUUCCUACCUGAGCAGCACCCACUACGAACCUGCUGCACUGGAGCCUCUAACUAUGGAAGACCUGAUGGAGUUGCCCAGAGAGCUCCAGCAGCUGAGCGAGAUGCAGCGUGAGCGACGGGAGCGGGCUGCUGGGCGCUUCCCUGUCACAGAGCAGGGACUGCUGGCUCGCUUCAAUCCGCAUCCUCAGCAGCAGCCACCCCAGAUCUCACCAGCUGAAAACCAUCAUACCAGCACAGAGACUGAAUCCUUUGAACCUGCAGUUGUAAAGCCGCCUUCCUCAACAGAGAUGGAGCCUCUUGGUAACCAAAAUACCCCGAUCCCAUUGAGCGUUACCAGAGUUUCUCCAGUGGAUGACUGCGCCUCUUUAAACCAACCAUCGCAACUCCCGACUCCAGCCAUUGGGUCAGAUGUCAUAAAAGAAAUGACUGCCAGCCAUCCACUAUCUACAGAUGUGGCCAGGGGAUGCAAAGAGGCACCAGUUAUGGGGAGAGGAAAGCCAUUUGGAAAAGAGCAGGCAUCUUUCCCUGCCUUACCCUCUAUAGGAAGAGGUUUCUUUUUACAGUUACCACCACCUCAGAUUCCUGGAGAGAGUGCCAGGAAUGUGAGCGCUCCUGACGGGCUGGGGGCGGUUCCCACGUGUGGCAGGAAGACACCAAGAAACACUUCACUGCCAUAA
Messenger RNA from Cololabis saira (Pacific saury), 1617 nucleotides. RefSeq names its product exonuclease 3'-5' domain containing 1 (gene exd1). The transcript is spliced from 11 exons. The record is from RefSeq and is a predicted model, not a curated record. Gene Ontology annotation, molecular function: nucleic acid binding; 3'-5' exonuclease activity. Bases 1 to 1617 code for a protein of 538 amino acids. NCBI's taxonomy places the organism in Eukaryota, Metazoa, Chordata, Actinopteri, Beloniformes, Belonidae. Gene Ontology annotation, biological process: nucleobase-containing compound metabolic process.